Zophobas morio is the source of this 1616-nucleotide messenger RNA. Its product is annotated as cytochrome P450 9e2-like. The transcript has 4 exons. Gene Ontology annotation, molecular function: monooxygenase activity; heme binding; oxidoreductase activity, acting on paired donors, with incorporation or reduction of molecular oxygen. Lineage: Eukaryota; Metazoa; Arthropoda; Insecta; Coleoptera; Tenebrionidae. The coding region runs from base 1 to 1590 and encodes 529 amino acids. The record is from RefSeq and is a predicted model, not a curated record.
AUGUUUUGGAUUGUGGUUCUUGCUGUGACGUUUGCAACAUUAUACUGGCUUUUAGUCCAGCCUUAUAAAUACUGGAUAAAGAUGGGUGUAAAACAAGGAAAUCCUGUUUUUCUGUUUGGACACUUGUGGGGUAUUCCUUUGCGUAAACAGUCUAAUGCAGAAAUGAUUGAAAUGGUAUACAACAUUAGUUCUACUGCAAGAUACUGUGGUAUAUAUCAAUUUCUAACACCAGCACUUAUAUUGAAAGAUCCAGAUUUAAUUAAACAAGUCACUAUAAAAGACUUUGAUCACUUCGUUGAUCACGGAACUAUAAUACCUGAAGAAUGCGAUCCUUUGUUUGCCAAGAAUUUAUUUUUUCUUACCGGCAAGAAGUGGCGCAAAAUGAGAUCAACACUGAGUCCAGCCUUUACCAGCAAUAAAAUGAAAUACAUGUUUUAUUUAAUUUCACAAAGUGGACAGCAAUUUGUCGAACAUUUUUUAAAACAAAAGAAAGAGUUAAUUACUUUGGAAAUGAAAGAUACGUUCACCAGAUUUACUAACGACGUCAUUGCUAAUGUAGCUUUUGGAAUUGAAUGUGAUUCGUUAGGACAACCACAAAAUCAGUUUUUUUUGAUGGGCCAAGAAACGACUGAUUUCAAAGGAUUUUAUAAAAAUACAAUUUUGUUUGCUUAUUUGCUAAUUCCACGAGUUUGUAAACUUUUAAAAUUAUCAUUUUUCUCUAAAAAAGUAGGUAUUUUUUUUAACAAACUUAUUUCAAAAAAUAUUCAAAGUAGAGAAGAACACGGAAUAAUAAGACCAGAUAUGAUUAACCUACUAUUGGAAGCUAGAAAACAUGGAUCUAUUACUCAGAGGGAUCGUAAUACCAUUCCUGGUAUAGGUUUUGCCAUUGCUCAGGAAUUUGAUACUGGAAAAAAUUUAAAAGCUCAAAAAAUGGAAAUUACAAAUGAAGAUAUUACUUCACAAGCUUUAAUUUUCUUUUUUGGAGGUUUUGACUCUGUUUCUUCUUUAUUGUGUUUUAUGUCCUAUGAACUAGCGAUACAUCCAGACGUUCAAAAUAAACUAAGGCAAGAGAUAGACGAAACCCUGAAAAGUUGUAACGGUACACUUACUUAUGAAGUCUUAAUGGAUAUGAAAUACAUGGAUAUGGUUAUCUCAGAAACUUUGAGAAAAUGGCCGACUGCCGCAGCAGUAGAUCGUGUUUGUACUAAACCAUACACAAUUAAGCCAGAAAGACCUGAUGAAGAACCCAUUCAUUUCAAAGAAAAGGACAUCAUUAUAAUACCAAUAUAUGGGUUACACAGAGAUCCUAAGCAUUUUCCAGAUCCAGAUCGAUUUGAUCCAGAACGUUUUAACGAAAAAAAUAAGACAAAUAUUAAACCGUAUACAUAUCUACCUUUCGGAUCUGGUCCUAGAAACUGCAUCGGGUCGAAAUUUGCUCUUCUAGAAACAAAAACUUUAUGCUUCUACAUUCUUGCAAAUUUUGCAAUAGUACCUGUUGAAAAAACACAAAUUCCGUUACAACUUGCUAAGACUUUUGUUAUGUUGGCCAAAAAUGGAUUCUGGCUUGGUUUAAAACGAAGAUGUGGGUAACUUUUAUUUCUUUUUCACAUACGAGC